Lactuca sativa (garden lettuce) is the source of this 492-nucleotide messenger RNA. RefSeq lists its product as uncharacterized. Lineage: Eukaryota; Viridiplantae; Streptophyta; Magnoliopsida; Asterales; Asteraceae. The record is from RefSeq and is a predicted model, not a curated record.
AUGCCCCCGUAUCGGCUUGUUUAUGGGAAACCAUGCCAUUUCCCGGUAGAGUUGGAACACCGUGCCAUGUGGGCCAUAAAAAAUGCUAAUUUUGAAUUGAGUGAUGUAGGUACGGAAAGAAAACUCCAGCUUGUUGAAUUGGAAGAAAUUCGAAAGGAAGCUUACGAAAGCUCAAAAAUCUAUAAAGAAAAGACGAAAGCAUUUCACGAUCGACACAUUGUCCGGAAACAAUUCUUUGAAGGACAAUUGGUGUGGCUAUUUAACUCUCGUCUCAAACUCUUCCCCGGAAAGCUUCGGAGUAAAUGGAGUGGACCAUUUAUGGUGACAAAUGUGGCGGAUCACGGUGCCAUUGAAAUCAAGGACACGAAAGGCGGUGAACCAUUCAAGGUAAAUGGACAAGGACUCAAACCAUACAUUCAAAUGGUAGAUGGUGAAACGACACUCGUUGAGAAAACAACGCUCGAGGUACCUCAAUAUUCAGAUGCAAAUUAG